AUGGUAUACCAAACGUUUCCAUUUCGUCUGUACAGCAUCCUUGAAGAGUCUGCCAAAGACGAAGAGGAGUCUAGCAUCAUAUCGUGGACUCCAUGUGGCAAGAGCUUUAAGAUUCAUGACCUCGAUUCCUUUCAGGAGCGCAUUUUGCCAAAGUACUUGCCCAAGCAAAACAAGUUCAAGUCAUUCAAGCGACAGCUGCAGUACUAUAGCUUCACAAACUAUGGAGCCAAUCUCUAUGGGCAUCCUUCGUUCCUAAGAGAUGACAAGUCGCUUCUGUCUCAGAUUGAACACAGAGCAAUGAAGAAGACGAAGAUGACCACUCUGGCUUCUUCCUCUUCUUCCAAGCCAUCAAGCACAAACGAUUCCAAAGCAUCGGCCUGUGCUGAUCUCUCGAAAGAAGAUUUGAGUACUCCCAGUGCCACUGCUUCCACUACUGCUGCUACUUCAAGCUUGUAUUCUGUGCGAGGUAGUAGUGGUAGUAGUGGUAGUAGCAGUGCUAGAAGUGCUACGAUGGCUUCUAUAAUCGAUGAUACUUUGCGAUCAUCACAGUUUGCAGCAGCUUCCAGAAUCCCCAGAGAAGCUGCUUCUCUUCACGACCAACUUCUGUUGUCGCUUGCGUCUCCCUUAUUGCAAGGAGCAGGCCGCAACCUGGCUUCGCUACCGAGGAGCAUGCUAAUGUCUGGAGGUAUUAGUCAACCCUCUAGUACCACAGAUGCUUUGCAGUCAUCGCAAAGUUCAUCCUCCAAGAAAGUAGAGGAGAACCUCCUAUCCACCCUUAUGGCUCAACAACUGCUACUACCAUCCUCCUCCUCGUUGACAUCACCUUUGAAAUCGCAACAACUGCAGCAGCACCUAUUGACACUCGAAUUGGGGUAUCAUGGAUAUCAACAACAACAGCAACAACAACAACAACAACAACGCAUGAUGAUGAAGCAACAGCAAGAUGAACUUCGGCUCAUUCUCGCCUUGACGGGCAAUCCAAGUGCCGAACAACGAACUUUUGCUCAACAACAACAGCAGCACUUCCAGCAGCAACGAGAGAGUCUCGAGAAGUUGGCCCUCUUGAACGGAGCCCUACAUCAAUAUGGAGCAUAG
Molecule: messenger RNA, 1095 nt
Organism: Cylindrotheca closterium
Lineage: Eukaryota; Bacillariophyta; Bacillariophyceae; Bacillariales; Bacillariaceae
Source: the annotation of a GenBank genome assembly